Molecule: messenger RNA, 290 nt
Organism: Paramuricea clavata
Lineage: Eukaryota; Metazoa; Cnidaria; Anthozoa; Malacalcyonacea; Plexauridae
Source: the annotation of a GenBank genome assembly
UGCUUUCCUCCUAUUUCCCCCAAAAGCUGUUGAGAAGGAAGUAAUUCUAACGUGUAAUCGAGUGAAGCACGAAAAAUGUGAAGUAAAGCCAAGAGACGGGGAUUUAUUCGUCAGCCGAAUUCUUUGUAUUGAACCUGAAGGUGUGACGUUUAAGAAACCUGUGACGGUUCUUCUAUCCCACUCAGUCUACGAGGACCAGGUUUUUGAGGAUUUUUAUGAGUUGAUCAUUGAACAUUUAAGCCAGAACAGAUGGCAAGACUUAAAGACGGAACGAAUAAGCUCUAUUCAAG